AUGGCGGCUGGGGGCUGCCGCUACCAGUUCCGGAUCGCGCUGCUGGGGGACGCGGCCGUAGGCAAGACGUCGCUACUGCGGCGCUAUGUGGCGGGCGCGCCCGGGGCCCCGGAGCCCGAACCCGAGUCCGAGUGGGCGCCCACGGUGGGCGUCGAGUUCUACAGCCGCAAGCUGCAGCUGCGAGCCGGGCCGCGCGUCAAGCUGCAGCUCUGGGACACCGCGGGCCACGAGCGCUUCAGGUGCAUCACCAGGUCCUUCUACCGGAAUGUGCUGGGCGUCCUACUAGUCUUUGAUGUGACAAACAGGAAGUCCUUUGAACAUAUCUGCGACUGGCACCAGGAGGUCAUGGCCACUCAGGGCCCGGAUAAGGUGAUCUUCUUACUGGUUGGCCACAAGAGUGACCUGCAAAGCACCCGCUGUGUCUCGGCCCAGGAGGCAGAGGAGCUGGCUGCCUCCCUGGGCAUGGCCUUCAUGGAGACCUCCGCCAAAAAUAACUGCAAUGUGGACCUGGCCUUCAGCACCCUUGCUGACGCCAUCCAGCAGGCCCUGGAUCAGGGGGACAUCAAGCUGGAGGAGGACUGGGGGGGCGCCCGGCUCAUCCACAAGACCCAAGUCCCCAGCGCCCCCCCGGGGAAGCAGCCCCCAGGUCCAUGCCAGUGUUGA
Neomonachus schauinslandi (Hawaiian monk seal) is the source of this 663-nucleotide messenger RNA. RefSeq names its product RAB42, member RAS oncogene family (gene RAB42). Gene Ontology annotation, molecular function: GTP binding; GTPase activity. The record is from RefSeq and is a predicted model, not a curated record. Gene Ontology annotation, cellular component: Golgi membrane. NCBI's taxonomy places the organism in Eukaryota, Metazoa, Chordata, Mammalia, Carnivora, Phocidae.